This is a messenger RNA of Strongylus vulgaris, 684 nucleotides long. NCBI's taxonomy places the organism in Eukaryota, Metazoa, Nematoda, Chromadorea, Rhabditida, Strongylidae. The record is from the annotation of a GenBank genome assembly.
AUCAUAUUCCGUGGUUUAAAGCUGAGAAUGAAUGCUGCGUUAUACGUGACCGGUGCACCUAAGAAAUUACAGUAUUCAAGUCUAAGGCUGAUACAUCACCUUUCAUCUCUUCUAAAUAGAAGACCAUUCUUCAGUGAAUUUGAAGUUUGGGGUAAAGCAAAACCGUGUGCAGAAGUUUCAAAAAAGGCUUUGGUAACGAAACAUGUCCAAAAAUCAAAGGAUAAGGUACACGUCGAUGGUGAAUUCUUCCGAAAGCUUUGGCGUAUACUCAAAAUUUUAGUGCCAAGACCAUUUUGUGGAGAGGUGUUCUAUCUUCUCUUGGUAGCUGUAGCAUUGAUCUCUAGAACUUAUGCGGAUCUUUACAUGAUUAACAAAUCUACAAGGAUCGAAGCAACAAUCAUCUCGCGGAAUCAGCUACAAUUUAUCAUGGACUUGGUACAGUAUAUUUUGGCACUUCCAGCGAUUUCGGUAACGAAUACGAUCCUGAAGUUUGCUUUGAGCGAGUUGAAACUGAGAUUCCGAGAGCGGCUCACUAAGCAUCUCUAUGGGCAAUAUUUGAAAGGCUUCACUUUCUAUAAGAUGUCAAAUCUCGACAAUCGAAUCCAGAACGCUGAUCAACUUCUGACUCAAGACGUGGACAAGUUUUGCGAAGGAGUUGUUGAGCUCUAUUCCAAUCUCACAAAA